UAAGAAGAGAAGUAGAAGAAAAAGAUGAUAAACUUUUAGCUUUAGCUUCACAAGCUGAACGUGAAUAAGUUCAGUUUCAAUCCUUCUUUACAAUCACGCUGUUACUAUUUUAAAAAAUUAUAUUAAUUAUUCUAUUUUUAAGCUCAAAUUGAAGCAUUAAAUUUUCGUUUAUAGAGUAAUAGUAUUUUUUUUUUUGGAGUAUUUUUUGUCUUUGUAAUUUUAAUAUUUAGUUUGAAUUAAUUUAUUCAAAAAUGUCGUGUGCUAUUGGUGGUGUUAGAUUGUUAUUAUUUUUCUUCAACUUUAUCCUUACUCUAUGUGGACUUGGAGUGGUCAUAGCAGGUGUUAUAAUCAGAAGUGAUUUCAACGAUUAUGCUGAUCUUAAACCAGAAUUGGCAUCACAAAUAUCAAUGUUAUCAACACCACUGAUAGUUAUUGGUGCUGUUAUAUUUAUCAUUGCAUUUUUUGGAUGUUGUGGUGCAUUGAGAGAGAGUCACUUUAUGAUGAACACUUAUGCUGUAUUUUUAUUAACAGUUUUAAUCAUUCAAGUAGCAAUUGGUGUUUAUACAUUCUAUGAAUUGGAAAAUAAUAAUAAAAUUGUUGAAAAAUUUUAUAGACAUGAAUUUAAAAAUUACUGGAAUGAUACAAAAUUCAUUGAUGCUGUUCAAAAGAGCUUACAAUGUUGUGGUGUAGAGUCUAAAAAUGAUUACAGUCAAUCAAAUUGGAAUGGAACAAUUCCAGCUUCUUGUUGUUCACAUGAUAAAAUGCAUGAAAAUGAAUUUUGCACAUCUAACAUUUAUCAAGGUGGAUGUUUAGAACCGUUUAUUGAUGUUAUCAAAGGUUUAAUUCAAUGGGCUGGAGGUCUUGCAAUUGGUGUUGCUGUUGUUGAGUUUGUUGGAGUUGUGUUUGCACUUUGUCUUGCAAAUUCAAUUAAAAAUGCUGAACGUCGAGCUUACAGAGUUUAAUAUUUUUUAUAAUAAUUUACAUUAUUUAAAUAUUAAAAAAAGAAUAAAUUUUAAAAAACUUUUAAUAAUAUUUUUAAAUUAAAAAAAAUAUUUUUCAUUUAUUAUUGUAUGUUAUUCAUUUGUCAAUUUUAAUUUUCAUUAUUUUUAAAUAACAAAAUAAUAAAAAUAUUAUAUAACAAUCAAUAAGUAUAUAUAAAAACAAAAAAAAAAUUAUUUAUUUAAUAAUUGAGUUAUAAUAUUAUUUGGUUUUUUUUUUUUUUUCAAGUUUAUUUGUAUUUUAUUAUAGUCACGAAUAAUAAUUUAUUUUAUCUCUUUACUAAUUAUUAAAUAAAAAUUUAUUUAAUUAUUAAUUAAAUAUUUUUAAAUCAACAAAAUACUUUGGUCUAUUUUAAUCCACCUAAACUCCAUGAUUUUUUACAAUUAAUUAUAAUCAAAAAAUAAAAUUUUGUUAUGAAUUUUACCAUUAAUUUUUUAUUAACAAUAAAUAAUAUAGAAAAUUUUUAACAAUGAAAUAAUAAAAAAUUCAUUAUUUUAGUGAAAAGAAAAAUUACAGUUGAAUAUUCAUUUAAAAAAAAUUAAAGUGCUUUGAUUAUUUAUCAAUAAUUAUUUGCCUAUUAUUUAGUGAAUUUUGUUGAUUCUCAAAAAAAAAAAAAAUUGUAAAUAGUAAAAUGGUAAUUGAUAAUUAAAAAAAUAAAAAUGCAAAAGUAUGAGAGAGCGCGGUUAACCCGUUACAAACUUGAAAGGGCUCAACAGGUGAAAGAAGACCAACAUAUGGAAAGAUUAAGCAGAAGCUACAUCUUUUCCUUAGCUACAACUUCCCCGAAGGGAUGCAGCACCCCACCUCUCUCUUAGUAUUCACUAUCAAUUUUUUGUUCAUUAUAUACAAAUGAUUUUCUACUUCACCACAUGUGAGAAAGAGUAAUCUAAGUAGAUCUAUCGGCCAAAUUCAUAACUAAUUAUUAACAUGAUUUUCAAAUUUUAAGAUUUAGCACUUUAUCCAGAAAUUACAAUAAUAUUCUCAACUGUAUGUCUUAAAUAAAUAUAUCCUAAAAUUAAAUAUUUCAAUAAAUGUAAAAACAAAAAUAAAUAAAAUAAAAUAAAAUGGUUAUUGAUAAAUAAUUUUGAUUGAUUGAAAAAAUAACAAAAUCAAUUCAUUAUUGAAAAAAAAGAAAUCACAAAAAUUAAAUAACAAAUACAAUAAAUAAAUUAUUUGUUUAAAUUAUUUAUUUUUUAAUAAAUAAAUGUAAGUUUAAAAUAUUUUUUUGUAUUAUGUUAUCAAGUCAUAAAUGUUUUUUUUUUUUUUUUAAAUUAGUGAUGAUAUGACACUAAUUACUACUGAACUCACCAAUAAUAACAUCUUUUAGAUAAAAAAAAAAAUACCUCAAAAACUAAAA
This is a messenger RNA of Aphidius gifuensis, 2356 nucleotides long. RefSeq names its product CD63 antigen-like. The record is from RefSeq and is a predicted model, not a curated record. The transcript has 5 exons. Lineage: Eukaryota; Metazoa; Arthropoda; Insecta; Hymenoptera; Braconidae. Bases 252 to 962 code for a protein of 236 amino acids. Gene Ontology annotation, cellular component: membrane.